Molecule: messenger RNA, 2196 nt
Organism: Carya illinoinensis
Lineage: Eukaryota; Viridiplantae; Streptophyta; Magnoliopsida; Fagales; Juglandaceae
Exons: 1
Coding region: 1-2196 (731 amino acids)
Biological process (GO): DNA repair; telomere maintenance
Molecular function (GO): DNA helicase activity
Source: RefSeq, a predicted model, not a curated record
AUGGCUUUAGUUCAACGAUAUGGCAAACCAUAUAUUUUUUUGACAAUGACAUGCAAUCCAAAUUGGAAAGAGAUCUCAACUCAAUUGUUACCACAUGAGGAAACCCAAAAUCGACCUGACUUAAUUGCUCGAAUUUUUAGAGCAAAAUUAGAGGAUCUGAAGUAUGAAUUAUUCAAACGAGAAAUAUUUGGAAAAAUCUCAGCAUAUGUUUAUGUUAUUGAGCACCAAAAAAGAGGACUUCCACAUGCCCAUUUCCUAAUUAUAUUGCGUCAAGAUUGGAAAUUAUACGCACCAGAAUCUUUUGAUGAGAUAGUAUCUGCUGAAUUACCUGACAAAGACAACAACUUACAUCUCUAUACAGCUGUUGUUAAGCAUAUGAUGCAUGGCCCAUGUGGAGUUCUAAAUCCAACAAAUGUAUGCAUGAAAAAAAAUGGUUGUUGCAAAAAUAAUUACCCAAAACAGUUUGUCUCAAACACUGUUGUUGAAAAUGAUUGCUUCCCAAUAUACAAACGCUGCAACAAUGGAAGAACAGCCAAAAUCAGAGGACAUGAUUUAGAUAAUCGUUGGGUUGUUCCAUAUAACCCUUAUUUACUUGCAAUGUUUGACUGCCAUAUUAAUGUUGAGAUAUGUUCUACAAUAAAAGCUGUCAAGUAUCUUUACAAAUACAUUUAUAAAGGCCAUGAUCGUGUUGCCUUCAAUCUGGUUUCUAAACAAAGCACUCAACAGAUUGAUGAAAUUGAAAGAUUUCAAUCAGCUCGAUGGAUUACUCCACCAGAGGCUAUGUGGAGAAUAUUUGGCUUUAUUAUCAAUGAGGUUCAUCCAGCAGUCUAUAGCUUACAUUUACAUCUUGAAAAUCAGCACCAGGUUACUUUCCGUGCACAUGAAAACUUAACAAAUGUGAUAAACUCUGACUUUUCAGCAAAGUCAAUGCUGACUGAAUUUUUCGCAACAAAUCAAGUUGAUCAGAAUGCCAGAAAAUUGUUGUAUAAAGAAUUUCCUGAAUUUUAUGUUUGGAGCCAACAAUACAAAAUGUGGACUAUUCGAAAAAAACAGGUUGUGAUAGGUCGAAUUGUUACAGCAAAUCCUUUUGAAGGAGAAAGGUAUUAUCUGCGGAUGUUAUUAAAUCAUAUAAGAGGUCCUUUAUCAUUUGAUCAUCUCAAAACUGUCAAUGGUAUCUUGGCCCCCACAUUUCGUGAAGCUGCAACUAUGUAUGGUUUAUUACAGAGAGAUGACAGUUUAGAAGAAUGCUUAUACGAAGCCUCUCUUUACCAAAUGCCUUUCAGUUUAAGAAGACUAUUUGCAACAAUUUUGGUUUACUGUAAUCCUACAAAUCCAAGAGAUCUCUGGGAACGCUUUGAACAAGAUAUGUCUGCUGAUUUUCAAUUAGUUGAAAGUUCUUCAUCAACUGUUAGAACUGAAACUUUACGCUCCAUCUCCACAAUAUUUGAAUCAAUGGGUAGAAACAUCAAUUCGUUCCAUCUUAUAGACCAAAACAUUGAUUUUGAUCAAGAUGAGUUUUUGUUUAGAGAAAUUGAUGAUGAAUUAGCUGUUCCAAUUCCAGAAGAAGAUCUUCAUGCAUCAACACUGCUUAAUUGCGAACAACAAAAUGCUUAUAAUUCUAUCUUACAAAAAGUUUUGUCAAAUGAACCUGCGAUGUUCUUUAUUGAUGGUCCUGGUGGUACAGGAAAAACAUUUUUAUACAAAGCACUCCUUGCUACAACAAGAACAAAGCAAUUAAUUGCUCUUGCAACUGCUUCAUCUGGUGUAGCUGCAUCAAUCUUACCUGGAGGUCGAACUGCACAUUCACGAUUCAAAAUUCCACUAGAUACCAACAAAAAUCUCACAUGCAGUGUCAGUAAACAAAGUGGACUUGCAAGAUUACUACAAAAAGUAAAGUUAAUCAUAUGGGAUGAAGCUCCUAUGUCAAGAAAAGAAUCUAUAGAAGCAUUGGAUAAAAUGCUAAAGGAUAUUAAUGAUUCAGAAUUAUCUUUUGGUGGAAAAGUUAUUGUAUUUGGUGGAGACUUUCGUCAGAUUCUACCUGUGGUCCCAAAAGGAACAAGACAACAACAGAUUGAUGCCAGCUUAGUUUCUUCCUACCUAUGGCCAAAAUUGACAAAAAUUCUUUUAACUGAAAAUAUGCGUGCAAGAUUAGAUCCAGACUUCUCAAAAUACAUAUUGGAUUUAGGGAAUGGGUAA